Molecule: messenger RNA, 3626 nt
Organism: Aphidius gifuensis
Lineage: Eukaryota; Metazoa; Arthropoda; Insecta; Hymenoptera; Braconidae
Product: tudor domain-containing protein 5-like
Exons: 5
Coding region: 204-1928 (574 amino acids)
Source: RefSeq, a predicted model, not a curated record
UUUUUUUUUUUUUUUUUUCAUCUCAGUUCUUUGUGUUGUUUACAGUUUUAUUUACAUUUUUUUUUUUGUGAUAACUGGGUUAAUUGGCACACUAUGUAAUAAUUAAUCAGCCACGUGGAGUUAACUAGGUUGUUUUUUUUUUUUACACAAUAAUAAAUAAUAAAUAAUAAAAAAUCAGUGAUUAAUUAAUAUAAACAAAUAAAAUGGUUAACAAAAAAAUGACAACAUCUAAUUGUCAUCUUGGCUCUUCAAAAACAAAAUUCAACAAUUACAAGAAAUUAUUUCAAAUAAAUGACAUAUUUCCUGAUGAUGUUAUUAAACUUGGUGAAUGUGUUGGACAAAUACCUGUUGAUAAAUUUGAGCCAAAAAAUAUUGAUGAGUAUGAAGAAGUACUUGUUGUUGAGGUAUUUUCACCUUCUCAUUUUUAUAUUCAUCAAAAAAAUAAUAUUCUUGAAUUUUAUGAAAUGAUGGAAGCAUUACACAAUUUUUAUGAGCAGUAUAAAUUACACUACAUCAUUCCAAAAAUUGCAUUACAACCAGGACUACAUGUUGCUGUUAAAUAUUUUGAUAAAUGGCACAGAGGAAUCAUCAAAAAUGUCAAUGAUUAUUCAAAAAUUGAGGUGUUAUAUUUUGAUUAUGGAACACCUGGACGUCAUCAAUCGACUGAAUUAUAUUUUUUACAAUCACAAUUUGGACAAAUGCCUGGUCAAGCUAUACAAUGUGGUUUAUUUAAUAUCAGACCAAUUAAAAUUGAAGGAUGGUCAUUACAAAUUCGUCAACAUUUUUUUAAAAAAAUUAUCAACAGAUUACUUGUUGCUGUUGUUGGAGACGUUAUUAAAAAAAAUAAUUCACUGAUGAUUGGUCUAAUUGAUACAUCACAAGAAGAGGAUAUUCAUUUGUGUGAUUGGCUUGUUGAAAAAUAUGAUGCUGAAUACAGGACAACUUCAAGUUAUCAUCAUAAUUUUCUUUAUGAAUAUGAUUUAGAAUGCAAAGGUGUACGUCCAUUAAAUAAACAACCAAUCAUUUCACUAUCAACAUCUAAUGAUAAUUCUCAUUUUAAUCAAAAAAUUAUUAAAAAUGAUUUAUCAUGUUGUCAUACAUGUCCUAGAUGUGGUUAUGAUUUUAAUGAAAAAAAAUUGGACAAAGGAAAAAUGAUAACAUCAAGUAAUAUAAAUUUAAUUGAAAAAAAAUCAUUGAUGAAUGGUGAUGACAAGUUGGUAAGUCAAGAUAAUAUUUAUGAGCCAGAACAAGGUCUUGUAACUGCAACUGGUUCAAAUGAAUCAUCUAUUGAUUCUGGUGCAAUUGAUUGGGCAUGUUUAAAAGAUACAUCUGAUGAAAAAGAUAAUGAUAAAAAAUAUGAAAUUGCUCAAAUUAAAAUAUUAACAUCAACAGAUAUUUUAAAGGACAUUGUUAAAGCAAAAACAGAUGUUGAAGUUGUUGAUCCAUUGUGUAUACAAUAUUUUAAUCAAGGUAAUUCGGAUGGCUUUGAUGUUAUCAAAGAGUCUGUUGAUGUUGGACCUGGUGAAGUUACAACAAUAGUUAAAAAAAUUACAACAAUUGAUCAAGAUUUACUGAGAUAUGAUGAUGUGGUUUUUACAUUGAAUGUUGUUCAGCAUAAUGGUGAACAUGUUACAACAUCAUUUGAUACAUCAGAAGAAGUUUUAAGUACUGAUGUUGAUGAUAAAAAUAAUGAAGAAAUUAUAACUUCAAGUGGAAAUGAUAUUCAAAGAGUAAUUAUUGAUAUUGCUGAUGUUGAUCCACAAAAUAAUGACAAUGAUAAAUUAAAUUUUAUUGAUGAAAUUAUUCCAAAAAAGAAAAAAGGAUGGGUAAAUUAUGACAAAGAAAUUUGGCAGAAAAAAAAUUAUUCUUCUGGUAGUACGGAACUUGAUUCUGAUGAUUUUUCAAGUGAAGAAGAGUUGGAUAGUUAAUUUACCAAUAUUUUGUUGAAUUAAUUAUAACAAAAAACUUUUUUUUUUUUUUUAAGAAAUUUUAAUUUCCUAUUGUUUUCGAUUUGAUAUUGAAGUCGUUGGUAAGUUUAAAAAUUUACAACUAGAUAAAUAAUUUUUUUUUUCCUUUUUAUCAUUAAUUGUUAAUCCUUUAGAAGGUAUUUAUAAAAAAAUUUGGUAAUAUGAAAUUUUAUAUUUCGGUCAACCCUUUAAAAAAUACUCUUGAGGCGAAAUAUUACUUUUACUUUUUCUUUUUUGUUUUUUUAUUAAUUGUUUUUAUUCUACUUCACAUCAGUGAUGAGACAAGCCUUAUUUGAAAUUUGUUGAUUUAACAAUUACUUUUUUAUAAAAAAAUAAACUUUUUCAUCAAUCCAGAUGUGAAAUUUCUGGAUAAUGAAAUUCCCUUGAGUUUUUUGUAUUGAGAACUCCCAUAAUUUUUCUGCUGAUUUAAUCAGUAUAGAACUAAAUAAAUUAAAAAUUUUUCUUUUAUAUUUCCACUAUUAAUUUUUUAAUAAAUUACAUUCAACACUUCAAAAUUUUCGUUUCAAUUUUUCCAUGUAAGCUUUCCCCCUGAGGAACAUGGAGGAUAAAAAUUCUUGGUUCCAGAAAGUUUUAAAAUUUCAGAAUCCUGAUUUUUCACUUUCCGGUAACUGAAGUGACAAUUUUCUUCCGACUUAAAUUUUUUCUGCAAGACGACUUGAGUGUCUAUGAUAAAAAAGUCAUUUUUUUUUCUCACUACCCUGCGAAAAGAAGUUUCACUUCAAAAAUUCUUCUUCUACAAAUCUUGUUGGAGGAAAUAUCCAUAAGAUUCGCGUUCCUAUUGAAACACUCUUACACUGCGGUUGUCUUGUAACUUUUUUAUAAAUCAAAUAAAAUUUUUCAAUUUUCUUUCUUUUUUUUUCUUUUUAAUUCAAUUUUUUAUAUUUUCCGUUUUUUUUUAUGAUUUAGAAAAAUAGUUUUAUUAUUAUUAUUAUUAUUAUUAUUAUUAUUAUUUUAAUUUUUUCUAUACACUGAUAAAAAUUUUUCCUAUGACUGGAAAAUCAUAUGGAUUGAAAAUAUCAUCCCUUUGGUUGAAAAAAAUAUUUUCAAUAUAAAGAAAAACUUUCUUGGCUUUAGAACUUUUUUUUUUGUCACCAACAAUUAUCUUCUUUAAAAUCAGUUGUUUUAAGAGUUUUUUGUUUUUUUCGCAAACAGAAAAAAAUUUUUUCCAGUCAAAAAAAACUUUUUAUCAGUGCGUAGAAGAGUUUUCUUAUUUAAAAAAUUCAGACAACAGAAAUCCAUUAAUCUAAAAAAACAAAAAAAAAAAAAAUUAAAUAGGUCUGAUAUUUGUAUCUCAUACAGUUAAAAAAAUUUGUAAAUGUUUAAAUUUAAAUGAACAUAUUAGCUGACAACUUCCACGAAGAAAUUAAUGCCCGAAUAUAUUCGGGCAUUAGGACCUAUAAGCAGAAGCUUAGUCUUUUUAUUUUAUAUAAUUUAUUCAUUUAUAAAUUCAAAAAAAGUUGACUAUAAAUUUCUACCUGCAGUAUCUCAUGAGAUGUUAGAUUUAAAAUUUCAUAUUAAAAUUAAAUCAACACCAGUUAAAAUGAAAAUUCAUUUAAAUAAUUUGGUGAUUAUUUUCAGCUAUUCCAACUUUAAAAAAAAUUAUAAAACUCUUGUAAUUAAAGAUGUAAUUAUAUCAUU